AUGGCUGAACCUCCACAUGAUCCCAAAAUUAGUCAACAAGACCAUCCACCACCACCUGUCCAAACAAGCCCUCCUCCUCCUCAUCCACCAAUACAACCACCGCCACCACAUACUAUAUUGCACCAAGCAGAUGAAAAACUAGAAUCUCCAAGAAAGGUUCAAAGAACCUCCACCUCUAGUGGCUCACCUAGCAGCCGCCCCACCAGUGGUAAACACCCCCUAUACCGUGGAAUAAGGAGCCGAAGUGGCAAAUGGGUGUCAGAGAUUCGUGAGCCAAAAAAGACUACACGCAUAUGGCUAGGGACUUACCCUUCACCGGAGAUGGCCGCAGCAGCCUAUGAUGUGGCGGCGCUAGCCCUAAAAGGGAGUGAUCAUGCUUUAUUAAACUUCCCUGAUCGAGUUAGUACAUAUCCGGUUCCGGGUUCGCCUUCACCUGCUGAGAUUCGACGAGCAGCCGCAGCUGCAGCGGCCUUGAUGAAGCCGGUAAGCAAUACUGAGGACGUGGUGGUUGAACCGCCGGGAGAUGGUGGUUCAGCAAAUGCGCAAGUGGAGCGUGAAUUUAUAGACGAAGAGGCACUUUUUGAUAUGCCUAAUUUGCUGGUGGACAUGGCGGAGGGAAUGCUUGUUAGCCCACCAAGAAUGACUUCGCCGCCGUCAGAUGGCUCGCCGGAAAAUUCUGAUUCUGAAAGCCUGUGGAGUUACUAACAGAAUUUCAAUGAAUUUUUUUUUUUUUUAGAAAACGUAUUAAUUGUUCCUUAAUUUGAAUUUGGGACAAUACAUUUAGUUGUUAGAACAGAAGGAUGAAUGAUUUAUCCAAUGAAUGUUAUGCAAUUGCAUCUUUGUGAGACAGAAAAUUGAUAUUUUGUCAAUUAUAUGUUUUGCUUUUUGGAAGCAGAAUAGUGAAAACCUAAAACCUAAUGGGAUUUUUUAGGGUUCCAAAAAAAGUAUUUUGUAAUAGUUUGAUUUCGAAAUCUCUCUAUGUCUGUAUGAAUUUAUAGUAUAAAUGUGUAAUGAACUAUGAUGUUUUCAACCCAAGGGACAAGCAUGAUGAAUGCAAGUUUAGUUUCUUUAAUUUU
Messenger RNA from Olea europaea var. sylvestris, 1076 nucleotides. RefSeq names its product ethylene-responsive transcription factor ERF027-like. Lineage: Eukaryota; Viridiplantae; Streptophyta; Magnoliopsida; Lamiales; Oleaceae. Bases 1 to 705 code for a protein of 234 amino acids. The transcript has a single exon. Gene Ontology annotation, biological process: regulation of DNA-templated transcription. The record is from RefSeq and is a predicted model, not a curated record. Gene Ontology annotation, molecular function: DNA binding; DNA-binding transcription factor activity.